Mesorhabditis belari is the source of this 426-nucleotide messenger RNA. The record is from the annotation of a GenBank genome assembly. Lineage: Eukaryota; Metazoa; Nematoda; Chromadorea; Rhabditida; Rhabditidae.
AUGCUCAAUUUCGUUUGGUUGAUCGUUUUUGAGAUCAUUUUCGAUUUGACGGCUGUUGCCUUUUUCUACAGUCUUUACUUGACCGGGUGUCGCUUUUUCGGGAAAACAUCAGAUCAACAACCCUCAAUGGUCCAACAAAUCGUCGAUCUCCUCCUGUUGAUAUUAAAGGUGCUGAUCAGUUGUGUCGUCGAAAGUGUCAAAGCUUUCCUACCAAAUGGCGUCUUACCCAGGAAGAAAGUUCAAGGUGACAUCGUUUUGAUUACCGGAUCUGGCAGUGGAUUGGGGAGAUUAUUGGCACUAGAAUUUGGUCGACUGGGCGCCGAGCUAGUUCUUUGGGAUGUGAAUGAGACCGGCAACAAAGAGACGCGAAAAAUGCUUGAACAAGAAGGCGUUAAGUCCAACUAUACACCCGCCAGCAACAAUAAU